AUGUCGUCCAGCAAGAUACAGACCCAGACAACCCAGCCCCGGUCCCAGGCCCGCACCAAGACCAAAAGCACCAAGACCGCAAAAUCCGCGAAACGCACCGGCUACGCCAGGCACAAGGCGGCCGCCACAAAGAAGCGCGACCCGACGCCGCAGCGCCUACCCAUCCCGCCACCUUCGCCACAACCGCAGAAGUCCGGAGUGCGAGCAAUCAUGCGGGCCGCCAACGCACACCAGUUCAAGCCGCCGCUGUAUCCGGACGAGUGUGCCGUCUGCUUCGACGAGCUGGAGCUGGACAUGUGGUACACCGUGUGCCCUCCUCGCCUGCCUGGCUGGCUGGCCGAUCGGAUCGAUGCUUCACCCGCCAUCCUUGAUCUUUUCUCUGCCGUUUCCCUCUUCUUCUACAAAGGUUCCUUCGGCUGA
Molecule: messenger RNA, 420 nt
Organism: Diplodia corticola
Lineage: Eukaryota; Fungi; Ascomycota; Dothideomycetes; Botryosphaeriales; Botryosphaeriaceae
Exons: 2
Coding region: 1-420 (139 amino acids)
Source: RefSeq, a predicted model, not a curated record